AUCAUCUCUUCCCUCUCCCCCGCUUUCUAUUUUCCAUCGUCAAUACCACGCUUCUAUCCCAUCCGUCGGCUCUUGCUAUACAUAUGGGAGGAGCCUCGCGGAUGCCAAUCCAAGGGCAUCCACGAAGCCCAGCUCGCACCCCAUUCUCUCUCUCCCCGUCUCCCACAUCUCUCCACCUCGUCUCAUAAACCCUAUGCGCAAGAAGGAAAGCAUAAAGUAAACGGAGAAAAACGAGAUCAAUCGUGCGACGACGAAGAAGAGGAACAGGAAAGCUAAGAGCCUCUGAUUCCCCUUCUCUCCUCCUCUUCCUUCAUUUCUGCGAUCUCUUGCCGCGCCGCAAGAUCCCUAUCGCGUGCUGCUCUAUAUGCUUCCAAGAAAGAGAUUUGUGGAAGCCGAGGUUGAAGACGAGGUCGCGGACGCAGGCUUGCGGAAGAAGACGAGGUCGGACUGCUUGAUCUCUUCGGCUUCUAGGGCAGCGGCAGCGGAGGAGGGCAACCACAGCGGGUCAGCCAACGGUAUGGACAUGGAGUGCGACGCCAACGGGAGCAACCCUCCGGAGAUCGACGAGGAUCUCCACAGCAGGCAGCUCGCCGUCUACGGGAGGGAGACGAUGCGCCGGCUUUUCGCCUCCAACGUUCUCAUCUCCGGGCUUAACGGCCUCGGAGCGGAGAUAGCAAAGAAUCUUGUUCUUGCUGGUGUGAAAUCUGUGACCCUGCAUGAUGAAGGGAAUGUAGAUAUGUGGGAUUUAUCCAGCAACUUUUUCUUCUCUGAGGGUGAUGUUGGUGAGAACCGUGCUCUUGCUUGUGUCCAGAAGCUGCAAGAGCUCAACAAUGCUGUUAUAAUUUCUACCCUAACUGAAACUUUGUCCAAAGAGCAUCUCUCUAAUUUCCAGGCAGUAGUUUUUACUGAUAUUAGCUUGGAAAAAGCAAUUGAGUAUGAUGAUUACUGUCGCAGUCAGCUGCCUCCAAUUGCCUUCAUUAAAUCUGAAGUACGAGGCCUUUUUGGGAGUGUAUUUUGUGAUUUUGGUCCAGACUUCACAGUGUUUGACGUUGAUGGUGAGGAACCACAUACAGGUAUUAUUGCAUCCAUCAGCAAUGACAAUCCUGCACUUGUUUCAUGUGUUGAUGAUGAGCGGCUCGAGUUCCAGGAUGGGGAUCUUGUUGUGUUUUCUGAGGUCCAUGGAAUGACAGAGCUAAAUGAUGGAAAGCCUAGAAAAGUUAAGAAUGCAAGACCAUAUUCAUUUACUCUUGAAGAAGACACAACACAGUUUGGUGCAUAUACUAAGGGGGGUAUAGUUACACAAGUAAAGCAACCCAAGGUCCUCCAGUUCAAAUCUUUAAGAGAUGCUCUCAGGGAUCCAGGGGAUUUCCUUCUCAGUGACUUCUCCAAAUUUGACCGUCCACCUUUACUACACUUAGCUUUUCAAGCAUUGGAUAAGUUUAGGCAUGAUUUGGGGCGAUUUCCUGUUGCUGGAUCUGAGGAUGAUGUUCAGAAGCUAAUAGCUUUGGGUGUCCAUAUCAAUGAAAGCUUGGGUGAUGGUAAGCUGGAACAGAUUGAUAAGAAGCUUCUGCACCAUUUUUCCCAUGGUUCAAGGGCCAUUUUGAAUCCUAUGGCUGCAAUGUUUGGUGGCAUUGUUGGGCAAGAAGUUGUUAAAGCCUGCUCUGGGAAAUUCCAUCCACUUUUCCAGUUCUUUUAUUUCGAUUCAGUCGAAUCCCUGCCUACUGAACCUCUGGAGCCUAGUGACUUAAAGCCAAUGAACUGCCGCUAUGAUGCUCAAAUCUCUGUGUUUGGAUCAAAACUUCAAAAGAAACUUGAAGAGGCCAAAAUAUUCAUGGUGGGUUCUGGUGCUCUUGGAUGUGAAUUUCUGAAGAACUUAGCAUUAAUGGGAGUUUGUUGCAGCCAGAAAGGGAAGCUAACCAUAACAGAUGAUGAUGUUAUUGAAAAGAGUAAUCUUAGCCGUCAAUUUCUCUUCCGUGAUUGGAAUAUUGGGCAGGCUAAAUCCACUGUAGCUGCUUCUGCUGCCAUGGCAAUCAAUCCAGCUCUCCAUAUCGAGGCUCUUCAAAACAGAGCAAGCCCAGAGACAGAAAAUGUGUUUGAUGAUGCUUUUUGGGAGAGCUUGGAUGCUGUUAUUAAUGCAUUGGACAAUGUGACUGCAAGAAUGUACAUUGACUCUAGGUGCUUAUACUUUCAAAAGCCACUUCUGGAAUCUGGAACUCUAGGUGCCAAGUGUAACACACAGAUGGUCAUUCCUCACUUGACUGAGAAUUAUGGGGCCUCCAGAGAUCCACCUGAGAAACAGGCUCCUAUGUGCACAGUUCACUCUUUCCCUCAUAACAUUGAUCACUGCCUAACAUGGGCCCGAUCUGAGUUUGAGGGUUUGCUCGAGAAAACACCUAAUGAAGUAAAUACAUUUCUAUCCAACCCAAGUGCAUAUGCUUCUGCCAUGAAAAGUGCAGGUGAUGCACAGGCUAGGGAUCUACUUGAACGUGUUCUUGAAUGCCUUGACAGAGAUAGAUGUGAAACAUUCCAAGAUUGCAUCUCCUGGGCACGACUGAAGUUCGAGGACUACUUUUCUAAUCGGGUGAAGCAGUUAACAUUUACUUUCCCUGAGGACUCAGCCACCAGCACAGGUGCGCCAUUCUGGUCUGCUCCUAAACGUUUUCCAAGGCCUUUGCAGUUCUCAUCUAGUGACCCCAGUCACCUCCAUUUCGUGAUGGCUGCUGCUAUAUUAAGAGCGGAGACAUUUGGAAUUCCCAUACCUGAUUGGGCCAAGAACCCAAAGAAAUUGGCUGAUGCUGUUGAUGCGGUUAUAGUCCCUGAUUUUCUGCCCAAGACGGGAGUUAAAAUUGUAACAGAUGAGAAAGCCACUAGCCUGUCCGCUGCCUCCAUUGAUGAUGCUGCUGUCAUCAAUGAUCUCAUUGCAAAGCUGGAAGAGUGUGCUAAGAAGCUGCCCCCUGGAUUCCGGAUGAACCCAAUUCAGUUUGAGAAGGAUGAUGAUACAAACUACCAUAUGGACUUCAUAGCUGGUCUUGCUAAUAUGCGUGCACGGAACUAUAGUAUUCCAGAAGUUGAUAAACUGAAGGCCAAGUUCAUUGCUGGGAGGAUUAUCCCAGCCAUCGCCACUUCCACGGCCAUGGCAACUGGUCUUGUCUGCCUUGAGCUUUACAAGGUUCUUGCUGGUGGGCAUAAGUUGGAGGACUACCGAAACACUUUUGCUAACCUUGCGCUCCCUCUGUUCUCUAUGGCUGAGCCAGUGCCACCCAAGACCAUUAAGCACCGGGACAUGAGCUGGACAGUCUGGGAUCGCUGGAUCAUCAAAGGUGAUCUUACCCUCAGGGAGCUCCUUCGAUGGCUCGAGGACAGGGGUCUAAAUGCCUACAGCAUCUCUUGUGGUACUUCUUUGCUUUACAAUAGCAUGUUUCCAAGGCACAAGGAUCGGAUGGACAAGAAAGUGGUUGAUGUGGCAAAGGAGGUUGCUAAAGUGGAGGUGCCACCAUACAGGCGCCAUCUGGAUGUCGUGGUGGCAUGUGAGGAUGAUGAGGACAAUGACAUUGAUAUUCCACUAAUUUCUAUUUACUCUCCGUAAUUUAGUCUUCCAGAUCAAAUGAAACCUGACAUGUUAGAAUCCUAUUCUUGUCUGUUUAGUGUAAUGUAGUUGGAGAAAAUGGAUGAUUCUCAGUUUCUACCGACAAUUGUAUCCAGAACAAGGCGUGAGAACUUGUAUCUCUGAUAUUCCCUGUAAUCUUGUUUGCGUGAGUUAAUAUAUACUCUAAACUUUCAAAGAGUCAUCUUAGAAUUUC
Messenger RNA from Elaeis guineensis (African oil palm), 3800 nucleotides. Its product is annotated as ubiquitin-activating enzyme E1 1. Gene Ontology annotation, molecular function: SUMO activating enzyme activity. Gene Ontology annotation, cellular component: cytoplasm; SUMO activating enzyme complex. Lineage: Eukaryota; Viridiplantae; Streptophyta; Magnoliopsida; Arecales; Arecaceae. Gene Ontology annotation, biological process: protein sumoylation. The record is from RefSeq and is a predicted model, not a curated record.